Aspergillus versicolor CBS 583.65 is the source of this 993-nucleotide messenger RNA. RefSeq names its product putative UPD-GlcNAc transporter (Mnn2-2). The transcript is spliced from 3 exons. Gene Ontology annotation, cellular component: endoplasmic reticulum membrane; Golgi membrane. Lineage: Eukaryota; Fungi; Ascomycota; Eurotiomycetes; Eurotiales; Aspergillaceae. The record is from RefSeq and is a predicted model, not a curated record. Gene Ontology annotation, molecular function: UDP-N-acetylglucosamine transmembrane transporter activity. Gene Ontology annotation, biological process: transmembrane transport. Bases 1 to 993 code for a protein of 330 amino acids.
AUGGUCUCGUUGAUAUUCGGAGGAUGUUGUGCGAAUGUGGGGCCGUUAAUAACAUUUGCUCAAUUCCUCCUAACUGCGCUUUUUAUGUCGCCGAGCUUUGUUUCGCCAUCAGCAGGCUUCCGGUCGUUCUUUCUUAGUCCGCGCUCUAUCCCAUUACGGUCAUGGCUCAUUUACACAGCAUUUUUCGUUACAGUCAAUCUCCUGAAUAACUGGGCAUUUGCAUACCGGAUUUCCGUGCCCCUGCAUAUCAUUUUAAGAUCUGGAGGCCCAGUCGCAUCGAUCGUGGUUGGUUAUCUUUACACUGGUAAAAGAUAUUCUCAAGGACAAAUGCUCGCUGUUGCACUACUUACCUUUGGGGUCGUCGCAUCCGCAUUAGCAGAUGCACAAGCGAAGGGACAAUCUAUCCAUAUUGAAGUCGAUCGGGAUUCUAGUAUAUUAAGCACUGUUAUUGGCUUUGCUAUUCUUGCCUUAGCAAUGCUUCUCUCUGCAUUUCAAGGCAUUUACGCAGAUCGGCUAUACGCAACUUAUGGACGGAACCAUUGGAAGGAGGCUCUUUUCUAUUCUCACACGCUUUCUUUGCCACUUUUCGUUCCGACCCUUCCGCAGCUUCUCGCACAGUGGCAUGCACUAAACUCGUCUCCAUCGUUGUUAUCCCAGGUUACGGCAUUGGCAGGGCAGGCCGGGGACACAAAUACAUUUUUUCAGCCCAUCUUAACUGGCAUUCCAGUUCAAGUUUUCCAUCUCCUAUUAAACGCAAUGACACAAUAUUGGUGUAUUCGCGGAGUCCAUCUUCUCUCUGCAAAGUCAUCGUCUUUGACUGUAACAAUUGUGCUGAACGUUCGGAAGCUAAUUUCACUCCUGUUGUCGAUACAUAUUUUUGGAAAUUCACUCUCGCAAGGUGUGCUCGUCGGUGCUAUACUUGUAUUUGUGGGCGCCGCCAUGUAUGGCUUUGAAGGCGCACGGCUCAGGAGGAAAGCGCUGAAGAGGGAUUAA